ACCCUAGGUCAGUGGAAUCAAGAGUCUGUAUGAGUCUGAACUGGCUGAUGCCCGAAGAGUUCUGGAUGAAACUGCCAAAGAGAGGGCUAAACUACAGAUUGAAAUAGGCAAACUGAGAGCAGAACUUGAAGAGUUCAACAAAAACUACAAAAAGAAAGAUGCAGAUUUUUCUGUGGCUCAAGGUCGCAUUAAGGAUCUUGAAGUGCUCUUCCAUAGAAGUGAAGCAGAACUCAAUACUGUCCUGAAUGAGAAACGCACUCUGGAAGCAGAGGUGGCUGAUCUGCGUGCCCAGCUGGCUAAGGCUGAAGAUGGCCAUGCUGUUGCAAAGAAGCAGCUGGAGAAAGAGACUCUCAUGCGAGUGGACCUGGAGAAUCGGUGCCAGAGCUUGCAAGAAGAUCUGGAUUUCAGGAAGAACGUGUUUGAGGAGGAAAUCAGGGAAACCAGGAAACGGCACGAACAUCGUUUGGUUGAGGUAGACACUAGCCGCCAGCAGGAGUAUGAAUCCAAAAUGGCUCAGGCCCUGGAGGAUCUGCGAAAUCAGCAUGAUGAACAAGUCAAACUGUACAAGAUGGAGCUGGAGCAGACCUACCAGGCUAAGCUGGAGAAUGCCAAGCUUGCCUCUGACCAGAACGACAAAGCUGCUGGUGCAGCUCGGGAGGAGUUGAAGGAGGCUCGCAUGAGAAUAGAAACUCUCAGCUACCAGCUUUCCAGCCUUCAGAAACAGGCUAGUGCAGCAGAAGAUCGUAUUCGGGAGCUGGAGGAGAUGAUGGCUGGGGAGCGGGAUAAGUUCAGGAAGAUGCUGGAUGCCAAGGAGCAGGAGAUGACAGAAAUGAGGGACCAGAUGCAGCAGCAGCUUACGGAGUACCAGGAGCUGCUUGAUGUUAAGUUAGCACUGGACAUGGAAAUCAGUGCUUACCGAAAACUCCUGGAAGGAGAAGAGGAAAGGCUGAAGCUGUCUCCAAGUCCCUCGUCCCGUGUUACAGUCUCUCGGGCUACCUCCAGCAGCAGCAGUAGCAGCGCGUCAGUUAUUCGCUCUUCCCGAGGCAAAAGAAAAAGGAUGGAAGCGGAGGAGCUUUCGGGCAGUGGGACGAGCGGAAUUGGCACUGGAAGUAUUAGUGGCAGCAGUAGUAGCAGUAGCUUCCAAAUGUCCCAACAAGCUUCAGCUACUGGAAGUAUCAGCAUUGAAGAGAUAGACUUGGAGGGCAAGUAUGUUCAACUUAAGAACAACUCGGAGAAGGAUCAGUCUUUGGGUAAUUGGAGAUUGAAGAGACAAAUUGGAGAUGGAGAAGAAAUUGCUUACAAAUUUACUCCAAAGUAUGUCCUCCGGGCUGGGCAGACUGUAACAAUCUGGGGUGCAGAUGCAGGUGUAUCUCACAGCCCUCCUGCUGUUCUCGUGUGGAAGAAUCAAAGCAGCUGGGGUACCGGAGGAAACAUCCGCAUGUACCUCGUCAACUCCGACGGAGAGGAAGUUGCAGUGAGAAUUGUUACUAAAUCAGUAGUCGUGAGAGAGAAUGAGGAGGAAGAGGAUGAAGCAGAGUUUGGAGAGGAAGACCUUUUCAACCAACAGGGGGAUCCCAGAACAACCUCUAGAGGAUGCGCAGUGAUGUGAAGAAAGAAAAAAGAAAAAAUAUUAUUUGCUACUUUUUCUGUUAAUUCCUUUUCUUAUUUUUUUCCCUCCAGAGCCACUGAAAACUAUUUUUAUAUGUAUCAUCAUAUUUCUUUAAGGUUUACUCCUUGGUACAUUUUUAUUAAAAAGAAAAAAAGAAAA
Messenger RNA from Tinamus guttatus (white-throated tinamou), 1768 nucleotides. Lineage: Eukaryota; Metazoa; Chordata; Aves; Tinamiformes; Tinamidae. The record is from RefSeq and is a predicted model, not a curated record.